This is a messenger RNA of Lolium perenne, 911 nucleotides long. RefSeq names its product protein FLOWERING proteinUS T. The record is from RefSeq and is a predicted model, not a curated record. NCBI's taxonomy places the organism in Eukaryota, Viridiplantae, Streptophyta, Magnoliopsida, Poales, Poaceae.
UCAUAGGGUAUACACUUGCUCUGAGACUCACAUAUACUAUGUCUAAUGACUCCUUGACAAGGGCGCAUAUAGUUGGAGAUGUUCUAGACCCAUUUGCUAGCUCAGUGCCUCUAACUGUGAUGUAUGAUGGGAGGCCUGUGUUUAACGGGAUGGAGUUUCGCUCACCGGCGGUCACUCUGAAACCGAGAGUUGAGAUCGGGGGUGACGAUUUUCGAGUGGCCUAUACCCUAGUUAUGAUAGAUCCUGAUGCGCCUAAUCCCAGCAACCCAACGUUGAGGGAGUACCUGCAUUGGAUGGUGACUGAUGUCCCAGCAUCAACAGAUGAUAGUUUUGGACGAGAGAUCGUGCCAUACGAGAGCCCAAGCCCCACCAUGGGUAUCCACCGCAUCGUGCUGGUGCUGUAUCAGCAGCUGGGGCGUGGAACAGUGUUUGCGCCGCAAGUGCGCCAGAACUUCAACUCGCGCAGCUUCGCUCGCCGCUUCAACCUCGGAAAGCCCGUCGCCGCCAUGUACUUCAACUGCCAGCGCCCGACGGGCACCGGUGGGAGAAGGUUCACCUGAUCUGUCUCACUAUAGUAUACUCGUAUGUGCUGCAUCGCACGGACCUAUACCUAGCUAGCUAGAAUAAAUGUAUUGGAUUCAUGUCUGGUCUAUCAAACUGAUGGGUCAGCCAUGUUCAGCUCGAAAGGCAAUUAAGCUCGAGCUUACCAGUACUCAGCAUGCGUGCUUAAGGAUGCACGUUAGCCGCAUCACACGGUACUUAGCUAGAAAGUUUGAAUAAUGUACCUGUGUUGUACUUGUAGGCUCCUUAAGUAAUGGGCCUUCACAAGGAUGUGUUGCUGCUGUUCAAGAAGGGAUGUGACAUUUUGUUACACCAUGGUAAUGAGAUAUGUAUGCGCGCGGUUGUUCUUA